This is a messenger RNA of Cucurbitaria berberidis CBS 394.84, 678 nucleotides long. RefSeq lists its product as uncharacterized. NCBI's taxonomy places the organism in Eukaryota, Fungi, Ascomycota, Dothideomycetes, Pleosporales, Cucurbitariaceae. The record is from RefSeq and is a predicted model, not a curated record. Bases 1 to 678 code for a protein of 225 amino acids. The transcript has 2 exons.
AUGAAGUUAAGCUUCAGCACCAUUGCAGUUCUCGCUGCACCCAUCGUUGCGCAAAGCACUACUCCUGCGCCUACCACGACAACAACAGACGCCUGGGUCGGCCCACCAUGGGCAACCACCGACAUCGCUAAAUGGUCCUCUGUCUACAACUCGCUCGUAUCAGAAGGCAAAAUUCCAUCCACGUUGACGGCAGCACCAUGGCCAACAGGGAGCUGGGGCCCCGGCUCAGGGCCAUGGGGCGGGCACGGCGGUCCAGGAGGUCCAGGAGGUCCUGGUAGACACUGGGGAGGACCCAACGGCCCUGGCCCCUGGGGCUCGUCAAACUGGGGACCCUGGAGCGACUGGUCUACAAAGUCGGACUGGCGCUCUGGCCCCUGGACCGCCUGGUGGGAUGGCAGCGCGUGUCCGCCUUCAGAAUGGCCUGGCUGGACUGCUGGGCCUUGGAGCACGAGUGCGCCAUGGACGUCUUGGAGUGGCUGCUCGGCGAAAACGACGUCUACGAGUGUGGUCACGACGACGAUUAGUGGGAGUGUCGUCACUACGACGGCGUUUGGACUGCAGGUUGCUGCUGCCCAAGGAACGCCUGUUGGCUCGAGUGCUGGAGGCGUGCCAAUGGUUACUGCGGGGAUGGGCAUGGCAGUUGGGGCGGCGGUGCUAGGGCUUGCUGUUGGGUUGUGA